Molecule: messenger RNA, 2433 nt
Organism: Paramormyrops kingsleyae
Lineage: Eukaryota; Metazoa; Chordata; Actinopteri; Osteoglossiformes; Mormyridae
Gene: fibpa
Product: fibroblast growth factor (acidic) intracellular binding protein a
Biological process (GO): platelet aggregation
Cellular component (GO): nucleus
Molecular function (GO): fibroblast growth factor binding
Source: RefSeq, a predicted model, not a curated record
UGAUUUUCUUACUUAUACUGGAUAAGACAGCACCCAUGAUAGGAUGCAUUAAUUGCAAUUUCGAUUGAAGUUGAUUCAUUUAAAUGGUAGAAUAUUUUUAAAACUCUAAUAUUGUUGUCUGAAAAAUUGCUGUCUAAAAUUUUAAAUUCAUUGGUUAGAUAUCAAUAAGAAUUGCUUUUUAAAACGCACGUUAACUACGAUAAACAUUGUUUGCCAUGAAGUUAAUACAUAUGCAUUCUAUAGGAUCUAAUCAAGGCAGUUAGGUUGGCUGUAUUUCUGUAAAUCAGGUAAAACAAAAAAGAAAAUGUGUUAUUUAACUCGUAUAGGCCAAUGUUUAUUAAUUAUAUAAUAUAAACGGCUGUGUUAAAAUAUACAACUUACUAUACAACACUGCUUCUGAAAUUCACUCAAUGAGUAUCACUCUCAAGAUACUUUUUGUUGCAAUUUGGAAAAAAAAACAUUGUCUAUCUUUAAAAAACAAGGUGUUGGAGAAUUACUUUAGCGUAUUCUUUGUGAUUUAAAACGUCAUUUCUCCUACUGGUACAGUGCCCUCAAGCGGCACUUCCGGUGAUGCGGUCUAUGUUGUUGUCGCCCUUCUAGUUUAUGUAGUUCUAUGUUCUAAACAGGAACCAACAUUCAGUGGCAACAGAAACACCAUCGGACGGUGUGUUUCACUGACAACGGCCCGGAACUGACAUGAGAUAACUGCAAUUAUAAUAUCUGUUUUUAUAAUACAGCGAAUUUAUUUUUCCGAAUGGGCAUAUCUUAUAUAUCACAACUGCCAUUUAAUAUACAUCAUGGUCUCCGUAUUAGUUAGCUAGCUCUCCAGAUACUGCUUCAAGCAAGGGUUUCUUUAAUUAACUCGAUCCGAUAUUUUACCCUCAUAUAUGAAGUAUUAUUAUUACUUCACUGUACCUUUGGUGUAUAGAAAUAGUGAUAACCCAUCAUUAGUUAAAACUAAAACAAGAACACGUUGAAGAUGUCUGUAGAGCUUGAUGUGUUUGUGGGAAACACCACUAUCAUGGAUGAAGAGGUCUAUCAGUUUUGGCUGGAUGGUUAUACAGUGAAUGACGCCGUGAAGGUGCGGAUGGAAGGAGGAGUGCUGGAAGAAUAUGAGGCGAGCACCGACGUGCUGCUCAGUGACACCAUGGACCAGUUCCGCACCUUCCAGAUGUGCGAGCGGCUCUUGCACACACCUGCCAAACUGGCCAAUCAGCUUCUCUUUCAGAUCCCGCCCCAUCGGCAAACCAUGCUGAUCGAGAGGUACUAUGCCUUUGACAACGCAUUCGUGCGCGAGGUGCUGGGAAAAAAGCUCUCGAAAGGAACCAAGAAAGACCUGGACGAUAUUAGUGCGAAGACUGGGAUCACCCUCAAAAGCUGUAGGCGCCAGUUCGAUAAUUUCAAGCGUGUGUUUAAAGUCGUCGAAGAGCUCAAAGGCCCCCUGGUGGAGAAUAUACAGCAGCACUUUCUUCUGUCAGACAAGCUAGCCAGAGACUACGCUGCCAUCGUGUUCUUUGCGAAUAACCGCUUUGAGACGGGGAAGAGGAAGCUGCAGUUCCUUUCUUUCCAGGACUUCGCCUUCUGUGCCGGGCAGCUCAUCAGUAACUGGACCGUGGGGGCAGUAGGUAAGAUGCAGCAGCUGGAGAGAGAUACUGAAUCAGGGGCAGUGAGGCAGCUUCUGAACAAGCAGGCCAAGGAAAAGCAUCCAAUAUGUACCAAUAACAUGGUGGAGGAUAUGGAUGUGGACUUGGAUAAGGAGUUCUUGCAAGAUCUGAAAGAUCUGAAGAUUUUAAUUAAUGAUAAGGACUUGCUUGAUCAACACAAGAGCCUUGUGUGCACUGCUCUCAGGGGAAAAACGAAAGUGUUCAACGAGAUGGAAGCAAACUUCAAGACCCUUUCCAGAGCCCUGGUCAACAUUGCUGCCAAACUAACAAACACAAAAGAUGUCAGAGACCUGUUUAUUGACCUUGUGGAGAAGUUCAUCGAGCCCUGCCGGUCGGACCGCUGGACGUCCGCAGACGUCAGGCUCUUCCUCACUUACUACACCAACUCGGCGCGUACCCUCGACACCUUUAGGCACCAGGUAACGUGGGACAGAUACAUGGAUGUCAUCAAGAGCUGCAUCCUAAAGAUGUACCAUGACUAGUUUGACUUCUGCUGACCCUGCCGUUCUCUCGUUUAAUAAUGUAUAAAGUCCUCAGCUGACACCUAGCCUCUUCUCAUUUCCCCUGCUUCUAUAAUUUCCUUAAUGUCCCCCUUUAUUUAAUUUUGCCCCAAAUGUUGAUCCCCAUAACCCUCCAAUCACACGUUGCCUGCUUCUUUGGCUCCACCCUCUUUCGAAUUCUAUCCAAUUAGCUCCAUGUGCUUGUAAAUACAUGCCCACUGCCCCCACUGUAAACUGUGACCUGCCUGAAUAAAAGAGCUUGAUUCGGC